CAAAAACCAGUUGCGAAUUAAAUUCUGCAUAGAAAAGUACUCAAAAUGAAACAGUUUAACGGUAAAUUAGUGAUUUUGUGCGUAGCAUUAUUGGGAAUAUGUGAAGCUACACCUUUGGUUGAGGACAAGGAGUUCUCCUUCGGCGGCUGGCCAGGAAGUUUAGAUGACAAUACCGAUUACUAUGUGAGCAGUAAGAAGGUCUCCUGGUUUGCUGCCAACUACUAUUGCUUCUCUAAAGGCUGGGAGCUGGUAUCGCCUGAAAAUUUCCAGGCACUCACCUUGCUGAAAGGUUUUCGCGAAUUAUAUGAUGUCACCGGCACCACUUACUGGUCUGCUGGUAACCGUUUGGAUGGCAGCAGCUGGGUUUGGGGACUUAAUGAUGGUGGCUCAAAGUUCUCCAUAACCAAUUGGAGUUCCAAUGAACCAAAUGGCAAUUACACGGAUAAAUGCUUACUGAUUGAUAAUUCGGCCGAGUCUUUGUGGACCAAUGCUGAUUGCGCUGCUAAAUACAAGUUUAUCUGUCAGAAGUACAAGGCAACUACGAAAACUGCGAAAUGCAAGGAGAGUAUUUUCUAAGCGCAUAAAAUUAUUAGCCCAGCUCUUUUGUAACUGUUUAUGAUGAAGGACGUAAUGUUGGAGGACUUAACUUUUUUUAUUAAUUUUUUUUUGUCGCAAUUUUAAAUCUGUAAAUAUAAAAAACUUAAU
Molecule: messenger RNA, 705 nt
Organism: Ceratitis capitata (Mediterranean fruit fly)
Lineage: Eukaryota; Metazoa; Arthropoda; Insecta; Diptera; Tephritidae
Product: C-type lectin 37Db
Exons: 3
Coding region: 46-576 (176 amino acids)
Source: RefSeq, a predicted model, not a curated record